Molecule: messenger RNA, 886 nt
Organism: Apaloderma vittatum (bar-tailed trogon)
Lineage: Eukaryota; Metazoa; Chordata; Aves; Trogoniformes; Trogonidae
Gene: TMEM65
Product: transmembrane protein 65
Exons: 7
Coding region: 4-480 (158 amino acids)
Biological process (GO): regulation of cardiac conduction; cardiac ventricle development
Cellular component (GO): mitochondrion
Source: RefSeq, a predicted model, not a curated record
CUAAUGGCAGAGGCUGCAGGGAAACCCAUCCUUUGCUGCGGCUGCUACGCUCAAGGACGGUCCUCAGAGAAGUUGGAGGUUGCACCACCAUCUCCAGGACAACUGAGACAUGUGUUCUUCCACAAUGCAUUACCUUUUGUAGGGUUUGGAUUUUUGGAUAACGCUAUUAUGAUUGCUGCGGGAACCCAAAUAGAGCUGUCAAUUGGAGUUGUCCUAGGAAUUUCAACUAUGGCAGCUGCAGCUUUGGGAAACCUUGUUUCAGAUUUAGCUGGACUGGGUCUUGCAGGUUAUGUAGAAGCUUUAGCUUCACGACUGGGUCUGUCAAUCCCUGAUCUGACACCCAAACAAGCUGAUAUGUGGCAAACGCGUCUCAGUGCACACUUGGGCAAAGCUAUUGGAGUGACCAUUGGCUGCAUUUUAGGAAUGUUUCCUUUAUUGUUCUUUGGCGAUGAGGAAGAAAAACUGGAAGAAAAAAAUUAACCUUUUUACAAGAUGUAUACAGAUGUAAACUACUGUACCUCAGUUAUUCAAUUACGCUGUCAAUAUUUAGGAAUUAACAGACAGUAAAAAUGUAUAGACUCGGGAACAAAACCUUCAGCAUGUCAUUUUAUGGAAACACUAAUUUAUUGUGGCUUUGUGUUCGGUACUUCUUUUUAUAAAGUAUCAUCUAACUUUUUAUUUAAUUGUAAAUUUUUGAAGUGUUUUCACUUACGGCAACUGAUGUUUACCACUUUCCCCUUUGACCUUAUUCUUUAAUGGAUUAUUACUUUAAUAAUCCACCACGGAUGGCAGUAUCACUCUUGAGUUUCAUAUUGGUUGUUUGACAGUUGUAAUUGCAUGACAAAACUCGUUGUUCAUCAGGUCCUUCAAUGCAGAUUAUUAAGGA